CAACUCAGGCCGCGCACGCGACGCCGCCGAGACACCGCCGCCGGCUCGCUCUCCCCUGUCUCUGCCGGAGCGCCGGAUCCCCCGCUCGCCGCUUCUCCAGUCGAGUCGAAACUCCGCUUCCGCUCACGCCGCUCCCGCCCAUGCCCCGACCGAAGCCCGCCCCUGCCAGCAGCGGCGGCUGGUUCGCAGGAUGGGGGUGGGACCUCAUGCUCGGAUCGAUCGCCGCGUUCUACGCCGUCAUGGCGCCCUACAACAAGGUGGAGGAGAGCUUCAACGUGCAGGCCAUGCAUGAUAUUCUUUAUCACACCUAUCACAUCGAGAAGUACGAUCAUUUAGAAUUUCCUGGAGUUGUUCCUCGAACAUUUAUAGGAGCAUUUGUUAUCUCUAUUCUCUCAUCGCCGGCAGUCUUUGUAAUGCGUUUACUUCAUGUUCCAAAGUUUUAUUGUCUUCUGACAGUUCGAUUACUAUUGAGCUGUGUUACUUUGAUGAGUUUGAGACUUCUCCGAGUUCAGGUAAAAAAGAAGUUUGGUCAUCAAUCUGAAGUGUUCUUUGUGGUACUAACUGCUAUCCAGUUUCACUUGCUGUUCUACUCAAGUCGUCCGCUUCCAAAUAUCUUUGCUUUAGCUUUAGUCAACUUGGCAUACUCUUUAUGGUUUAAGGGAAGCACCAUAUGUACAUUACAGACCUUGAUUGUUGCUGCAGUUGUUUUUAGAUGUGACAUGAUUCUUCUUCUUGGCCCAAUAGGGCUUGCACUUUUGCUGAGCAGGUCUGUUUCUCUCUUGGAAGCAGUAAAAUAUUGCGUAAGCACUGCCCUUAUAUGCAUUGGAUUUACAAUGCUAAUUGAUUCUAUAAUGUGGCGUCGAAUCUUGUGGCCAGAAUUUGAAGUUCUCUGGUUUAAUUCAGUUCUGAAUCGAAGUUCAGAAUGGGGUACCCAUUCAAUUCAUUGGUACUUUACCUCAGCACUUCCGCGCUCCAUGCUUGUGGCAUACCCUCUUUGCAUGGUUGGUGCCCUUCUUGAUAGAAGGAUAGUACCAUACAUGCUUCCUGUCUUCUUAUUUGUCGUACUCUAUUCAAAACUUCCACAUAAGGAACUUCGUUUCAUAAUUGGCUCAAUUCCCAUGUUUAAUGUGUCCGCUUCACUAGCAGCUAGCAGAUUAUAUAAUAACCGAAAGAAAGCCGGAUGGAAUUUACUUUAUAUUCUCAUGCUUGGUGCCUUUCUUGUCAGUCUAGGAUACUCUGCUGUGACUUUUAUGGCAUCCUACAACAAUUAUCCUGGUGGCUAUGCUCUAAAGGCUCUACAUGAAGCAGAUUCCUCAGUGAAGGAAAAGAUGGUACAUAUUGAUGCCUUCACCGCGAUGAGUGGGGUUUCUCGUUUCUGUGAAAAUGAAUAUCCUUGGAGGUAUUCUAAGGAGGAAGAAAUCUCCAUUGAAGAAUUUCGGGAAAGGAAUUUCACCUAUCUACUGAAUGAACACCAGUCCAUUAGUGGGUACAAGUGCUUGUUUGCUGUGGAUGGAUUCUCCAGAGUAAAACUUCAACCCCGAAUUCCCCCACUUUCCCUGGUGAAAGUGCCCAAGGUAUUUGCACAUGGGAACCUGAGAGACCCUGACAUUCUUUCACUGAAUUGGCCCGGCUGUCCCUGAGGACAGAGAAACAAUCAGAUUUCUGUCACAAGACCACUAACUGCCAACAGUGAAGAUGUGUUCUGUCAUUCUGUGUGAUAUAAAUGGUACAUCUUUUUUUAGACAUGAUAUAUCUGGCCUGGGUCAUAGCAUUCCCUGCUACCUGUAAAUCUAGUUGGAUUCCUCCCCAGAUCCCAACUCCCAAACCACACACUUUAAGGCUUAACUCUUAAGAGACUGCCAUUUUAGCUGAAAAUUUAUGUAACAUUUUCGAGCAGGGAAAAAGUACAUGCUUUUCUUAAACUGAAUGAAGAGGGGGAAUCACAAAUAAUCUUAUAUCAA
This is a messenger RNA of Panicum virgatum (switchgrass), 1961 nucleotides long. Its product is annotated as dol-P-Man:Man(7)GlcNAc(2)-PP-Dol alpha-1,6-mannosyltransferase-like. The transcript has 19 exons. The record is from RefSeq and is a predicted model, not a curated record. Gene Ontology annotation, biological process: protein N-linked glycosylation. Gene Ontology annotation, cellular component: endoplasmic reticulum membrane. Lineage: Eukaryota; Viridiplantae; Streptophyta; Magnoliopsida; Poales; Poaceae. Gene Ontology annotation, molecular function: alpha-1,6-mannosyltransferase activity. Bases 141 to 1640 code for a protein of 499 amino acids.